This is a messenger RNA of Tetrahymena thermophila SB210, 204 nucleotides long. RefSeq lists its product as hypothetical. The record is from RefSeq and is a predicted model, not a curated record. NCBI's taxonomy places the organism in Eukaryota, Ciliophora, Oligohymenophorea, Hymenostomatida, Tetrahymenidae. The transcript has a single exon.
AUGCAAUUGAAAAACGCACUAUUAAUCUUACUAGUCUUUGUACUUCUUAUCUGCUCCAACCCCUCUUCUUAAGUUUAAGCCAAAUCACUAAAAGUAUAAGGACAAUCAACUUCUAGUUGUGGCUAGCCUAAAGCUAGCUGCAGCAAGUCUAAUCCAUGCUGCCCUGGCUCAGCUUGCGUAGUAAAAAAAUGUGUUCUUGUCUGA